CAGAGGUCAAAGUUUCUUUUCCGUUGAAAGUUGUAGAACUUUAGAGUUGCCAUGGUAACACAACGUUUAGGGAAGUGCAGAGUGCAACAAAAUCAGCUGGACCAGCACGAAAAGAGUGUAAAAUAUAGUCAUGUUUGAACGAGCAACACAUCCCAAAUGUGUAGACUGUCUUGACAGCCAGCUAAAGUUAGCAAGCCAGCUAAUGACUCAACAUUAAGUAAAUUGUCAAAGCAUCACAAAAAUGUCAGGUGAGUUGCUAGCCAAGUAAAACUCCACGGUGUACUUGACGGUCAGUUGAUGUGAAGUACAUCGUGGAGUUAGGUUUUACUGGCUAGUUAGCUAUCUAGCUACCACAGGAGGUUGGUAGCACCUUAAUUGGGGAGGAUGGGAUCGUGGUAAUGGCUGUAGCAGAAUAAGUGGAAUGGUAUCAAAUACAUCAACCACAUGGUUUGAUGCCAUUCCAUUCACUCUGUUCCUUAUAAUGUCAUUAUUAAUGAAGUGUUUUUCCUGCAGAGAAGAAAGGCCACAGAAAGCAAAGGUACAGACCAGACUUCACAGACCAUCCUAUGUAUAUCCUAAAUAUUGUACAUUUUUGUGCUUUAGGCUAACUAUUAUCCUAUGUAUCAGCAGUUUUGAACUACACUCAUAUAUUUCAUUUCAGAGGAACGCAGUUUGAAAGUAUCCUAUAUUUUCCAGAAUGGUGACAGAUAUGGGAAAUCCUCACAUCAUAUUGACAGAGUAACAUUAUAUUUUUGAUUUGAACUGUUAGAACCACAUGUUAUAACCAGCUAUAUAUAUUGUGGGAUGUCAUCACCAGAAGGUGAGUGCUGCAGGUCCCCAGAGGAAUUUGUGGUGAGGAGUGGCAUAGGCAAACAUAAUUUCAGGGUGGGUACUCUGCUGUGAGUGGACAGUGCUCCCUCUAUUCCAUAUGGAAGGCAGAGGGACUCUGGAGCAUCCCUCUGGGGCAAUGUAUGAAGGAGACUUUAAAGACAACAUGUACCACGGCACUGGGACAUACAGAUUCCCUGAUGGGACCAAAUAUUGCAACAGCAAGAACAGGUUGGAGGGUGAUGGGAAGUUCACAGAUUCUCUGGGACUUGUUUGGACUGGAGGCAUUCACAACAAGGCAGCUCCUGGCUUGAAACUUAAUCUCCACAUGUACCCAUGACAUGAUGUGAGAUAACAUAACUCUAAUUCGUCAUUUAUUUCUUACAUUUUAUGAGCAUUUAUUGAAUAUACAGUUAGUCGGAAGUUUACAUACACUUAGG
Molecule: messenger RNA, 1268 nt
Organism: Oncorhynchus kisutch (coho salmon)
Lineage: Eukaryota; Metazoa; Chordata; Actinopteri; Salmoniformes; Salmonidae
Product: MORN repeat-containing protein 2-like
Exons: 2
Coding region: 929-1168 (79 amino acids)
Source: RefSeq, a predicted model, not a curated record